This is a messenger RNA of Tetrahymena thermophila SB210, 480 nucleotides long. Its product is annotated as transmembrane protein, putative. Lineage: Eukaryota; Ciliophora; Oligohymenophorea; Hymenostomatida; Tetrahymenidae. The transcript has a single exon. The record is from RefSeq and is a predicted model, not a curated record.
AUUUUUGUAACAUAUAUAUUCUAGAACAGAUUUUUAUAUUUACAUUAAAUAAAUGAAAAACAAACAAACAAAAAAACUACCAUCUAAUUUCAUUUUAUAAAACCUAAAAAGCAAGCUUUCAUUUUUUAUAAUUUAUAAAAAUAUAAAAAUAAAAUGAAAACAAAUAUUCUGAUUUUGGCACUUGUAAUUUUAUCUUACUUCAUAGGAGAAACAACUGCUAUGGGCUUUUACUAAAACUAGCUCAAAGGCUAAUUUACUUAGAUUCCAUGUCUACAUAUUGAGGAAAAAAUAAAAAAAGAAAGAACACAAUACCAUGCAUUUAACUAUUGUUUAAGCAGUAAAAGAUUCAUGUUUUCUAUGAAAGAUCUAUCAGGAUAUGAAUAUUAAUACUAAUCUCCUUGUAUCCCUUCAGGCCAAAGGAGCCAUUUGCUCAAGUAUAAUUAAGAGGAUUUCUUUUAUGGCAUAUCUUAAGAUUGCUGA